Molecule: messenger RNA, 2073 nt
Organism: Candidozyma haemuli
Lineage: Eukaryota; Fungi; Ascomycota; Pichiomycetes; Serinales; Metschnikowiaceae
Gene: FRE9
Product: Fre9p
Exons: 1
Coding region: 1-2073 (690 amino acids)
Biological process (GO): intracellular iron ion homeostasis; iron ion transport; copper ion import
Cellular component (GO): plasma membrane
Molecular function (GO): ferric-chelate reductase activity
Source: RefSeq, a predicted model, not a curated record
AUGACCCCAGAGAAGGCUCUUCAGAGUGCUCCUUUCCACCGCUACUCUGUUGCCGACAUUGCAUACCUGAGUUGCAGUAUCCACGUCAGAACAUUGAACUUCUGUGAUCUUGAGGAUGUGUUUACUCCAGAGAACGAGUUAUGCUUGUGUGAGAAUAUCAACGCUUUGGCGACUGUGUCCCACUGCUACCUCACGGCAUAUCCUCAUCUUGUCGAUACUUAUAUUCAGAGAUGCAAUGAGAAGAUGAAUGUGCCACUCACCAGAGAGCAGUUUGAUAACGCUCACCUCUUGUAUGAGGAAGAAGCACAAAACGAGAGUACCAUUGAUAAGGAGACAUCCACUCAAGCGACCCUUAACCAUCCAGUAAAGCUUGAUGAUGCGUUGAUCUUCAGAUAUAGAGACUCAUACGAUCAAUUCUUGGGCAAUUACAACAGAUCAAUCGGUUACGGUUUCUACUUGGUCGCAUUCUGGGCUGUCGUCUUUACAUUGGUCGGCCUUGCCAACUGGCUGAAGAUCUGGUUCCCAAGGCUCAACGAAAGGGCAAACACACCUACGAUCAAUUGGAUACGUAAGAAGAUCACCCUCCCGGCUACCUUUGGUCGUUAUAAGACGAACGAGAAGAGAUUCCUCAAAGUACUUGAUUUCCUUUCACCCACUCGGUUGGAAACUGUGACACUUGUUGCUUUCACAGCCAUGACAGUUUAUUUCUUCUUGGCCAACAUCAAGUACGUCGAGGGUGACCCAAUCUUCAAGACUAAAGAUCGUGCACUUGCUCGUUACUACGCGGUACGCUCUGGCGUUCUUGCCAGUUAUUUAUUCCCCUUUUCCAUCUUGUUCGCUGGGCGUAACAACAUCUUGCAGUGGCUUACCAGAUGGGAGUAUGCGGCAUUCGUGACCCUCCACAGAUGGAUUUCUCGUAUCAUGAUGGUUCUUUUGAUCAUCCAUGCCAAUGGCUACGCAUACAUUAUCAGGGAUAAACCUGACUUCCAUCUCACUGCCUACUUGAUCUGGGGUGCCGCAGCUUACACGAGUGGUAUUGUGAUCUUAGUGCAAGGUCUUUUAGUAUUAAGACGGAAGUGGUACGAAACGUUCCUUCUUCUUCACAUUGUGCUUGCGUUGGUCUUUGCGAUAGGCGCUUGGUUCCAUGUCGAUGAUCUUUAUUUCCUUUGGUACUAUUACUUUUCUGCUUGGCUUUGGGCAACUGACAGAAUUAUUAGGAUCCAGCGUCUCGCCUAUUUCGGAUUCCCUCUUGCUGACGUGAAACUUUACGAGGACGAGACUUUGAAGGUUACUGUUCCACUUCCAAAGAACUUUAAAGCUGAAGGCGGUGGUCACUGCUUUGUCCAUUUCCUCCGUCCAUAUUGUUUCUGGCAGUCUCACCCUUUCACUUAUACCUUAGUGGGUAAUAACAUUAUUUUCUAUGCCAAGGUGAAGAAGGGAGUGACUCGUGAUUUGGCAACUUACCUCGAGAAUAAUCCAGACAAGUCCGCAAAGAUCAGAGUUGCCGUGGAGGGAUCCUACGGAGAGGCAACGCCAGCAUAUAAGCACGACACCAGUGUGUUUUUGGCUGGUGGUAAUGGUAUUCCUGGCAUUCUUGCUGAAGCAGUGGAAGUUAUCGAGAGACAAGAUACUUUCAGUAAACGUACAGUGAAGCUCAUAUGGGUUGUGAGGGAGUACCAAUCUAUUCUUUGGUUUUUCGAUGAACUUGCUUCCUUAAAGCAGUUCCCUAUCGAAACCGAAAUUUAUGUCACAAGGCCACUGGCCAUGUUGACGAGUCCACACGAUAAGCUGCCACUACUACUGAACACUUAUGCACAUUUCAGUGCCGUUCAUCAGUUUAAAGACCCAAUUGGCAAGCUUAAGGAAGAUUUGAAGCAUAUUCGAUUCCACGAAGGCAGACCUAAUGUGCCGAAAAUUGUUCAGGAGAAUGUGGAAUGCAGUCUGGGUAGUUGCUGCUUUGUCACUUGCGGCCAUCCCAUCAUGGUUGACGAUCUUCGCCAUGAAGUGGUGCAAGUUAUUGAUAGCGAAAAGGUUAGGGUAGAUUAUUAUGAGCAGUUACAGGUUUGGUCAUAA